AUCAUUCACUGUUAUGGGGGAGGCAUCACCUAAGGCGGAAAAACUUGAUGUCAACUCCCCACUACCCGAUGUGGAUGACGAAGAAGCAUCCUGGAAACGUUCCAAGAGCGAUGCUAGUUUCUUCCUUGCAGGAGCGGCUUCGAAGGGUUCCAGUGCCGGUGGACAUACUGACAAUAUUUCAGAACACUCCGCCGUGUACUGGAACAUAGCUGAAGCUGUUGAAGAGUCAUCAACACUCUCCACUUCCAGAAAGUUCCCUCCUUUUGGGUCCCGCGAUCGCAGUCACAAGCCGUUAUCCGGGGCAGACAAAUAUGACGAAGUGGACAUGAUUAAGAAACCUGGUCAUCCUUUUCCUUUAGGCGUUGGACGAUUGAAAAAUGUUCAGGAAGGACUUUCUGAGUUCUGUUCAUCCGAUGCCACUUUCGCUCGGCAGUCCUUUCCUGCGUUAUCUACCCAAACAUCGCAUGCUUUAAAUCCAGACAUAACCCAUCGCCCCCGGGUGGACGAAUGGAGCGGAACAACUACCAGCUUAUAUAGGUACCGAGACAAGCAGAUCAAUCGUCAGACUGAUUACAGUUUCUACUCGACUGGGGCGAGUGCAAGAAGAUCAUCAGAGGACUCCCAAGAAGACGCUGAAUCUGUCCAUACUCCUCCAAUGACUGCACUUGGCGAUGCGCCUAAGGACACUCCUUUGUCGCCCACGACCUCAACCGAUUUGAAGAAAUACUUGACGGCCCUGAACACGUGUGACGAAAUUCUGUGCCUAGCAGACACUAAAGUGUCUAAGGAUGAGGCUGAACCUUUAUUUCGUGAAAUGUGUAGCGCAGUGCUUGGUGCACUUCAGGGAUUUCUUAAUAAUGAAGCAGGCAUGAGCGAUGAACCGUGGGCUGCCUGUCCGAAGCAGGACAUCGUGGGAAGAAACCAGACAGAAGCCACUCCACCAUCGACGCCAAAUACGAUUGAGGAAACCCAGCUCCAAGCACAAAGGAUAGUCCUAGUCCCACGCACCCGGCUUCAUAGCUCUGCGCUUUCAGACCAACGAAGCACAAGCCAGGUGCUCCAUGGAACGAACCGUCAUCUCACUUUCCGAUUUACUCAAAUACUCAAUCG
Messenger RNA from Opisthorchis viverrini, 1110 nucleotides. RefSeq lists its product as hypothetical. The transcript is spliced from 4 exons. Lineage: Eukaryota; Metazoa; Platyhelminthes; Trematoda; Opisthorchiida; Opisthorchiidae. The annotation marks the transcript as partial. The record is from RefSeq and is a predicted model, not a curated record.